Tarenaya hassleriana is the source of this 1407-nucleotide messenger RNA. RefSeq lists its product as uncharacterized. The record is from RefSeq and is a predicted model, not a curated record. The coding region runs from base 245 to 1102 and encodes 285 amino acids. The transcript is spliced from 6 exons. NCBI's taxonomy places the organism in Eukaryota, Viridiplantae, Streptophyta, Magnoliopsida, Brassicales, Cleomaceae.
UCCUUUGUUUUAAAACAGAAGAAGAGUAGCUACCACUCCACUCCUCUGUAUUCUCUUCUCCUAUACAUACGUUUCCGUUUGAGCGUGCUUUCCUGUCUUUUCUCUUUGUUUAUGUUCUUUGUCUCUCUGGAUCAGCGUUAGAUAUAUUCUUCCCAGCAAUCGAAUCGAAUCCGCCAUUGCUUUCGCAGCGAGCUUAUAACGAGAAGAAUCAAUCGCGAAAGGACGAGGAAAAGACCGGGAGAAGAUGGAGAGAAGCACUCCGGUGAGGAAACCACACACGUCGACGGCGGAUCUGUUGACAUGGCCGGAGAAUCAGCCGUUCGAGUCUCCUGCCGCUGCUCGCUCCGCCGUCAGAUCACACCAGCCGUCGGAUGGGAUCAGUAAAGUGGUGUUUGGAGGCCAAGUGACGGAUGAGGAGGUGGAGAGCUUGAACAAGAGGAAACCUUGUUCAAACUACAAAAUGAAGGAGAUCACGGGGAGUGGCAUCUUUUCAGUGCAUCAAGAUGAUGAUGCGUCAGAACCCGGAAGCGCCGACCUGACCGCAAACGGCAAAUCAAGAGCAUAUCAGCAUCCCCCAGCAGCUAUUGUAAGCCACAUAUCCUUUGGCGAGGAAGGUAUUAUAACUCCGAAGAAGCCUACUACAGUACCCGAGGUUGCGAAGCAGCGUGAGCUCAGUGGCACGCUGGAGAGCGAAUCUGAUGCUAAGUUGAAGAAACAGAUUUCAGAUGCCAAGUGUAAGGAGCUUGUCGGUCAUAAUAUAUUUGCUCCUCCACCCGAGAUUCAAGCUCGGCCUACUGUUCGUGCUUUGGCAUACAAGGACAAUUUUGACUUGGGAGAAUCAGACGCCCAAACUCAGAAUGGGGAAGAAAACGUGGUGAAGACGGCGAAGAAGAUCCCAGAUAGGAAAUUCACCGACCUAUCAGGAAACAACAUAUUCAAGGGCGACGUUCCUCAGGCGUCAGAAGAGAAGCUCCUAAGCAAUGCCAAGUUGAAAGAGAUCAGUGGCAACGACAUAUUCGCAGACGUUAAGGUCAAAUCCCGUGACUACUUUGGCGGCGUACGCAAACCUCCGGGUGGAGAAAGCAACAUUGCUCUGGUCUGAAAAGCCUGCCCAAACAAGCAAAAUCCAAUUUCUCCAUUAGAAGGUCUAACACUCUCUUCCCUCUGAAUAUUUGAUGCCAUAUAUAUAUUUAUCAUCUUCAUAUAUAUCUUCGUUGUCUUUUUUCGACAUUUUAACGGAUUUGUGUGUUUAUAAGAUCGGAAAAAGAAAGACCCAUUGUGUGUUAUUGGGAGCUGCAGUCUUAGGUUCUGUUUGAUUCUAUUCUGAUGAAACUUCUCUGGCUAUAAUCGGGUACUGGAAUGUUUGUUUGGAAUGUUUUGGGGCUAAUAUGUGAAGUGAUAAGAAUA